AUGCAGGGCCAGGUUGUGGCAAUAGUGACCGUGGUGGUGGGUCUGGUGGGGCUGUGUGUGGUGAAGGAGAUCACCAGCCCGCGCUCUCACCAUCAUAACAUCAACGUGGCACUGUGCAAAGAGGUCUUCCACUAUGGCGUGUUCGACCUCCCACUCCCCUGCCGCCUACGCCUCGCCCAGCCUACUGUAGCCAACCUGGAGACUGAAGUGAACCUGGGCACGGGAGAGGAUUGCUACCACAACAACAAGGGGAGGCCAAGACGGGGGACUAGCGACUUAUGGACAGCUCGAAUACUUGACAAUGACCACCACCACCACCACCGCCACCGCCGCCACCACCGCCGCCGCCGCAGGGGAAGGGGGGCGGGGGGUCUGUUCUCCAGCGAGGAUGUGGCCUUCUCUAACCUCUACCCUGCUGUUAUGGAGUGCUUCGUCAUCAUCCUGUGCGGGUAUCUGGCAGGACGGUGUAACCUCAUCUCGCAAACAGAAGCUAAAGGCCUGAACACCUUUGUCGGAACUUUCGCUCUUCCCUCACUUAUCUUUAUGUCGAUGGCUAAACUGGACUUCAGUGCAGUAAAUUGGACCUUUCUCCUGUCAAUCUGCAUAUCAAAAGGUGUGGUGUUCCUGGUGGUAACAGUGGUCACCCUCCUGGUUUAUAAGCCUGUUGACAUGGCCAGGGCAGGACUGUAUGCCAUUUUUUGUACCCAGAGCAAUGAUUUCGCCCUCGGAUAUCCUAUAGUGGCGGCGCUGUACGGGAAGACCCACCCGGAGUUUGCAACAUACCUGUACCUGGUAGCUCCGAUCUCGUUAGUGCUGCUCAACCCUUUAGGCUUCGUACUCAUGGAGAUUGGCAAACGAAGGCGGAGGUCAGAGCAGGAGGCCAACAGCAGCAGCAGCAGCAGCAACGAGGGGGCAACAGGUCAGCAGGCGGGAUGCAAACUGGGCCUGUGUAUAGCAAGAGAUGUCCUUCUAAAUCCUAUUGUUCUCAUGACCACCCUGGGAAUUGUGGGUAAUUUUGUGUUCAGUCACACCCUGCCCACUAUACUGGAAGGAAUACUAAAGGUUCUCGGCCAGAGUUUUUCCGCCACUGCGCUGUUCCUCCUCGGACUCAGGAUGGUUGGCAAGGUCCAGACGCUAAAGGGGUCAGGUCUGGUGGUGCCUGGAAUCCUUAUUGCGACUAAAACCCUGAUCCUGCCAUUGGUCACGAGGGAGGUCGUUAGCCUCCUGCAGCCCGGCGCGACCUCGAACGACACGGUUGACUUCUCUAACUAUGGUUUUCUGUACGGCACCUUCCCAACGGCCCCAGGAGUGUUUGUCUUCGCCACCCAGUAUAAUGUGGCUGUUGAUCUAAUGGCCAGCGCGAUGGUGGCCUGCACGUUCCUGUCGGCACCCCUCAUGUUUGUGUCGGCCAAGAUGGUGACCCUCGUUCACAUUAACCCGGCGGAUUACGUGAAGGAACUGGAGACCAUUCUUCUGAACGUGUCGAUUGUGGGCCUCGUGUCUACCGUUUGGGUUCUGUUCGUCUUCAUCCUGAGCAAAAAGUGGAGGAAGUUGCCACAUUUCGUUACCAUGUGUCUGGUCGUGUCCCAGUGUGUGGCGUGUAUUGGUGCCUUGCUGUGGUCGGUCCUGGAUUGCAACCACACCUGGAAACUGUACCUACAAUUCAUCUUGUUCUCCUGGGGCGUCUUUGCGGCUCGCCUUUGGACUGCCAUUUUAGCAAUUACCCUAUUUCUUCUUCGCUGGCGGUCUCUCUGCUUCGUGUUGCGUCUCCGCCCGUUCCUGUGUGUCCUGGGAUGGGGGUUGCCAGCGGUGGUGGUGACGGUGCUGGUGUUGAUGGUGCAGCAGGAAUCAGAAGUUGGCAACAAGCAUGACCCGAAUUUUCAGUAUGGGGCGGCGCAGGCUGUGGUGGCGCUGCUGUUGCUCUGGUUCAGUCUAUUCACCACGAUGGUGUGCCUCAUUCUUCACCAGCGGCACGAAAAGAGGUACGCCAACUAUGAGUCUCUGCUGAACCUUGAUGACUCCGAGGGUCGCUCGUCGCCGCCAGCUUCCCGCCACACCUCCGCAACCAGCCUGUCCAAAUUAGAAGGCGGUGGCAGUGUGGGGUGCCCUCCAGAAGACAAGCAGAACAUUAACCUGGAGGAGGUCAUAUCGAACUCUGAUAGCGACAGCCUUUUCAGCCCCGACGAUGAGCUGAAUGGGUCCGGGAGGGCGGGGGGGCGUGGCAGCAGCGGCGGCGGUGAUGACGACAGCGGUGUGGGGGAGUGUACACAGAGGUUUCCCCUGACCGAACCAGAAGAGACUGGAAUCGUGAGGGACAGAGAUGAUGAGUUUCAAAUGAUGCGACAUGUGGUUCUUCUGCUGCUUUUGUGUGUUUCUAUGAUUGUGGGGUUCGCGCUCUGCAUGUGGACCCUGGUGACGGAGGAAAUGAAUGGAGUUUACAUAGAACUGGUGUUUCUCGAUAUUGUGUUGAACUUCGGACAAGGGUUCUUUGCGGCUGCUAUCUUUGGUCUGGACAGUCGCCUGGUGGUGAUGCCCCUCCUCAGGUGGUGGCGCAGGUGCAGGGGCCUGGCAGAGGUGGUGGUGCCCCGCUGGGAGGACCUGGACCCACUAACGAGGCAAACCUGUGACCAAUUCGCUAGUUACCACAUGGAUAAGUGUGUACAAGACAUCGUUAGAGACAGAAGAUGGCGUCUACAGAACCUAUCGGGAGUGUUUAUCGGAAAAGAACUUGUCGAUUGGCUCAUCCUUGUAGGCCUAGCAGGAGACAGGGCGGAGGCUGUCAAAUAUGGCCGCCGGCUCCUGCAAGGUGGGAUAAUUUCUCACUUGCACCAUCAACACCAUUUUCACGACCAAGCCCUCUUCUACUGCUUCAGGACCUCUGCUCUAUCAACGGGUCAGUGAGGGAGUGGUGGUGGUAGUACAGGAGGAGGAGGUGGAAGAAGAGGACUGAAGCAAGAGGUGGAGGUGGUGGAAGAAGAGGAUUCGAGCAAGAGGAAGAGGAGGAGGAGGUGGUGUAAGAAGAGGGGGAGGAAAGGAAAGAGGAAUAAGAGGACUAGAGGAAGAGGUGGAGGUGGAAGAAGAGGAUUAAAGUAAGAGGAAGAGGAGGAGGAGGUGGUGGUGUAAGAAGAAGAGGAGAAGGAAAGGAAAGAGGAAGAAGAAGAGGACUGGAGGAAGAGGAGGAGGUGGAAGAAGAGGAUUCGAGCAAGAGGAAGAGGAGGAGGAGGAGGAGGAGGUGGAAGAAGAAGAGGAGGAGGAAAGGAAAGAGGAAGAAGAAGAGGACUAGAGGAAGAGGAGGAAGAAUUGAAAAAGAAGAGGAUGAGGAAGGAGGAAGAAGGAAGAGAAGAAGAAGAAGAAGAAGAAGAAGAGAGAAAGAUUUAAGACAAAUAAAACAGAGAGAGAGAGAGAGAGAGAGAGAGAGAGAGAGAGAGAGAGAGAGAGAGGUCAUACUAACACACUGCUGGCUGUGAAGUUUGGCAACCCAGGUGCUAUAUGAAGCUGUGUGUGCGUGUGUGCGUGUGUUUGAGAGAGAGAGAGAGAGAGAGAGAGAGAGAGAGAGAGAGAGAGAGAGAGAGAGAGAGAGAGUUUGUUAUUAUUAUUAUUAUUAUUCAAGUUUUUAAGAUUUUAUACAUAAAUAUUUAAACAAACAGACAUACAGACAGACAGACAAGGUCACAAACACCAUAACAAACAAACACAAUUAAAUUAAAACAAACAAACAGAAAGGUGACAACAAACAAAUAAACAAACAAACAAAUAAACAAAGAAAUGUGAAUAUUGCAUUGUUAAGAAAGAGAGGAAGAAGAAAAGGGAAAAUUAUAAACGAGAAGAAAAA
Scylla paramamosain (green mud crab) is the source of this 3832-nucleotide messenger RNA. It is a transcript of the gene anchor, whose product is annotated as lysosomal cholesterol signaling protein-like. Gene Ontology annotation, biological process: intracellular signal transduction; negative regulation of BMP signaling pathway; transmembrane transport. NCBI's taxonomy places the organism in Eukaryota, Metazoa, Arthropoda, Malacostraca, Decapoda, Portunidae. Gene Ontology annotation, molecular function: transmembrane signaling receptor activity. The record is from RefSeq and is a predicted model, not a curated record. Gene Ontology annotation, cellular component: membrane.